Daucus carota subsp. sativus is the source of this 1462-nucleotide messenger RNA. RefSeq lists its product as uncharacterized. Bases 320 to 1120 code for a protein of 266 amino acids. Gene Ontology annotation, molecular function: zinc ion binding; ubiquitin-protein transferase activity. The record is from RefSeq and is a predicted model, not a curated record. The transcript has 8 exons. Gene Ontology annotation, biological process: protein ubiquitination. Lineage: Eukaryota; Viridiplantae; Streptophyta; Magnoliopsida; Apiales; Apiaceae. Gene Ontology annotation, cellular component: membrane.
ACAUAAACUCCCCCAAACAUAUACAUACAAACCCCUUGUAAGUAUAUGCAAUUGUGUCAAACACUGACAACAUUUUCAAGCACAUAGGACAAAACUCCACAUACAUAAUACAUAGUACUGUAACAGAAAUAUACAUGGGUAUUGUGGAUAUGUAUUAGGUUAAUGGGUAGCUUUUAAAUUUCACAAAAAUCACUAUACUCCAUCUCUUUGCUUCAAUUUGAACAUACAUAGAGUGAUUUUGCAGGCCAAGAAAAGGGUAAAGAUCAAAACUUUCUUAGCUGAAACAUAUAGAUCCCCCUUGUUUAGGUGUUAUCUGGGAAUGGGGGACCAUUUUGUGUUGCUCGUUGAUCGCUUGCUUACUGAAUCCACUUUGGAGGCUGCAAUUGAGAGCAGGAACCCAUCAAAACAAUCAGGAUCCGCAGAAAACAAUGAUGUUGUAAUUGAUUGUGCUUCACAUUCAGAUUCUGAAAUUGGUUUCGCUCCUAGGAAAGUGGUUGAAUGCAGGAUAUGCCAGGAUGAGGAUUUUGAUUCAAAAAUGGAGACACCUUGCUCUUGCCGUGGCAGCUUGAAGUAUGCUCAUCGCAGAUGUGUGCAAAAGUGGUGUAACGAGAAGGGUAACACUAUGUGCGAGAUAUGUCAUCAGCAAUUCACCCCAAACUACACAGCACCACCUCCUCUCUUUCGAUUUGGGGGCAUCCCAAUGAACUUGAGGGGUAGCUGGCAAAUUAGCAGGCGUGACUUGAAUAAUCCCCGUUUGGUUGCCAUGGUUUCAACUCAUCGCAACUUUCUCAGUCCUACAUAUGAUGAAUAUGCAGAUUCGUCAUCAAGAAAUUUGAUAUGCUUUCGUUUAGUUGUUGCAAUUUUCAUGGUCCUAUUAAUUCUAAGGCAUGCUGUUCCAAUCUUUGCCACAGGAUCAGAUAAUUUCUCUUUCCCAUUGUUUGUGUUACCGCUACUGCGAAUUUUAGGGAUCCUUCUCCCAGUUUACAUCAUACUGAAAGCUCUACAUGGUCGCCGUCGCCAACGACAGGCUACCAGUGUAUCCUCGGUACGAUCUGAUGAUGAAGAAGCUGAUGAUGCGGCAAUUUUGCAGAAUCAACCCGAAAGCAUUCAAGUUCCAUGAUGGAUCUGUUACAACAAUCUCAAGUAACAAGCUGAGUCGAUGUGACUGGUUUCUUUUGGCACUAAAGGCUGCCAUGAAAGUGGUGCUCCAACUUGAACAUAACUGGUCAAGUUUAGGUUUUAGUUAAAAGACUUUAUAAACAAAACAGGAUGAGCUCGAAAGCAUGCUCUCCAUAGAUACAGAACAGGCACCCUUCAGGUUUCCAUAUAAUAUGUAUGUGUGGAUAUUUUGUGUAUCAUACUUUCAGAUUUUAUAGAGUCCGUAAAUAUCGAACCGGGUUGUAAUUAUUACCAGUUUACUGAAAGUAAGCAGGCAAUGUAAUAUCUUAGUGGAUUUUGUGUA